Pelobates fuscus (common spadefoot toad) is the source of this 3200-nucleotide messenger RNA. It is a transcript of the gene TSHR, whose product is annotated as thyroid stimulating hormone receptor. The transcript has 11 exons. Gene Ontology annotation, molecular function: protein binding; thyroid-stimulating hormone receptor activity; G protein-coupled peptide receptor activity. Gene Ontology annotation, biological process: adenylate cyclase-activating G protein-coupled receptor signaling pathway; activation of adenylate cyclase activity; hormone-mediated signaling pathway. Gene Ontology annotation, cellular component: plasma membrane. Bases 329 to 2608 code for a protein of 759 amino acids. The record is from RefSeq and is a predicted model, not a curated record. Lineage: Eukaryota; Metazoa; Chordata; Amphibia; Anura; Pelobatidae.
UCUGAAGUACCUGCAGUGAUAACCAGGCAGAGGAGACACUCUUCGCUUGCAAAGCAUACAGGAGCAUCAGGGGUGGUAAAAUAGGCCAGGGUCCACAUUCCCCAAUCUACAGUCUGAGCAAAGCAACAGAAGGAAAGUUUCACAUCCCCACAGCCUGUCUGGAUACACUGGAGAGGGACCUGCGGGAAAUGCUGGAAACAGAGCUCUGUAAACUUAGUUGUCUUAACCAGUAAUACUUGGUGGCCAGUGCAUCACCCUUUGAUGAUCCAGUCCAUUUGUACGUCCAUCCAAGACAUGUGAAGCUGGCGUUACUCUCUUUCUGCCUGCAAUGCCCGUAGAGAUGCCCUGGUGGUGCUGGUUCCUCUUUUCCUUGCUGCUUUUUCCACCAAUCUCUGCAACCUCAUGCCCCAAUGGCUGUGAAUGCACAGACGACAUGAGCUACAAGAUCACAUGUACAGAUCUGCAAGUUUUGCCGGAGCUCCCCCCCAACACCGAAACUCUAAAGCUGGUGGAGACGUACAUCACGAAUAUACCCCCAGGGGCUUUUGCCAACCUGCCUAACAUAUCCAGAAUAUCUAUAUCACUAGACACUGAGCUGCAGAGACUCGAAGCAGGCUCUUUCAGUGGACUUAGCAGCAUCAUCCAAAUAGAAAUCCGAAAUGUAAUGAAUCUAAACUAUAUAGAUCCUGAUGCCUUUCAAGACCUUCCGUUACUGAAAUACCUAGGGAUUUUAAACACCGGACUCGCCAUUUUUCCAGAUUUAACCAAGAUUCACUCUGCUGAUAUGAAUGUAUUUGUGGAAAUUGCUGAUAACCCUUACAUUAGUACAGUGCCGGCUAAUGCGUUUCUUGGACUGGGCCAAGGCUUCCUCACCCUCAAACUCUACAACAAUGGUUUCACCCAGCUGAAGGGAUACACAUUCAAUGGAACCAAACUCGAUGAAAUAGACCUUCGCAAAAAUGUUCUCCUGGAUGGACUCCAUGAAGAUGUAUUCCUGGGUGUUGUGAAUGGCCCCAACGUGCUAGACGUUUCACAAACAGCAAUUACUGCACUUCCCGCUAGGGGUCUGGAGCAUCUAAAGCAUCUCCUGGCGAAGAAUACCUGGUCCUUAAAGAAGCUGCCCCCCAUCAAGACAUUUCUGCAUCUGAUCAAGGCAAAUCUGUCUUACCCCAGCCACUGCUGUGCCUUUACAAACUGGACCAAAAAGAAAACAUACCUGGAAUCUGUGAUCUGCAAUCAAAGCGGCCUACACAGCAAUCAAAGGAAGCGAUCACUGGCCACAUUUGUAGGCCCCUACUACCAAGAUUAUGUGGACAAUUACCCUGACCAGACAGAAGAUGCCAAAUACAACUAUUUUCACAGCAACAGCCACUAUUCAGUGUUUUUUGAGGAUCAAGGAGAAGAGGACGUGGGCUUUGGACAGGAAAUAAAGCACGCACAAGGGGAGAGCACACCUGCAUUUGAAAAUCACUAUGACUAUAUCCUCUGUGGAGUCAGUGAAGAGUUGGUGUGCAGUCCAGAACCAGACGAGUUUAACCCGUGCGAAGACAUUAUGGGCUACAAUUUUCUACGGGUUGUCGUUUGGUUUGUCAACCUCUUGGCCAUUCUAGGCAACACAUUUGUCCUCUUUAUUCUGCUCACCAGUCAUUAUAAGUUGACUGUCCCACGCUUUCUCAUGUGUAACCUGGCUUUUGCGGACUUCUGUAUGGGCAUUUACCUGCUCCUAAUUGCUUCAGUAGAUCUCUACACCCGUUCCGAGUAUUACAACCAUGCAAUUAACUGGCAGACGGGGCCUGGCUGUAAUGCAGCUGGGUUUUUCACAGUGUUUGCAAGCGAGUUAUCAGUUUACACAUUAACCAUGAUCACAUUAGAACGCUGGUAUGCCAUUACGUUUGCCAUGCGCCUGGAUCGUAAAAUCCGCCUAAGGCAUGCUUCAUUUAUCAUGCUAGCUGGUUGGGGGUUCUGUUUUUUAAUAGCACUUCUACCAUUGGUUGGAAUCAGCAGUUAUAUUAAGGUCAGCAUUUGUUUACCAAUGGACACAGAGACAGCAUUUUCCCAGACCUAUGUGAUCUUCAUACUGUUGCUGAACAUCAUAGCCUUCAUCAUCAUCUGUGCCUGCUACAUCAAAAUCUACAUCACUGUGCGGAAUCCACAGUACCAAUCUGGGGACAAGGACACAAAGAUUGCUAAACGUAUGGCAGUCCUGAUCUUCACUGACUUUAUAUGCAUGGCACCCAUUUCUUUCUACGCAUUGUCUGCCAUCAUGAACAAACCACUUAUCACAGUCUCGAAUUCUAAAAUAUUGCUGGUGCUGUUCUACCCAUUCAAUUCAUGCGCUAACCCUUUCUUGUAUGCCAUUUUCACCAAGGCGUUUCGUAGGGAUGUCUUCAUCUUACUUAGCAAGUUUGGGAUCUGUGAACAUCAGGCACAAUUUUACCGCGGACAAACUGUCUCGGCCAAAAACAGCAGUGCGUCUUAUGGUCAUCGAGGUAGUGGUGCUACUGGCCAAAGUGUGGGAUGCGUUCCUGAGUUCUGUAAGCAAGAGCAGCCUUUGAGGAGCACACAAAACACAAUUUUGCUGGAGGACUGCAGACUUACUGUCUUGUAACACAGCGAGAGUUCUGGCAAAAAUUUUUUUUUAAAAAUGGUCUCCCAGUAAUAAUUUGAUCUGGGUAAUAGUUGUUCAGUGGACAUCCUUGUCUUGUAACAGUUUGUGAAUUAAUGCUGAUAAGAUGGUGUAAAUGUUGUGGUUUUGAAGGUUCUUUCCUGGUAAUAACCUACAUCCAGGGAUUCAGAACAUUAAUAAUGCAAUGUUUUGUUAUUUGUGUUCUAACAUUCAGGUAUUUUCUCAGAACUUGUAUUUAUAAAACGUCAGAUAAGUACAUCUUUAGGGUACAAUAUAUACCUUUUUUUCUAAUGCGACUGAACAUUAUAAAAGGGAUAGGUGGUUCUCCUUAGAAUGGGGUUUCAGAGUCUCACAGUGCACUCAGUGUCAUUUGCAUCUCAUGUGUUGGAUGUGUAGAGAUCAAAGACAAAACAUAAUAAACACUCUCUUUGUUAGGCUUGAAUUCAACUGGAGUAUAUGGUUUGUAUAAGCAGCAAAAGCAUGGGAUUUUCUGUAACUCUCUAUUACAUACUUUCCCACAUCACUUUACUAAAAAAUAAACUUGUUUUGAUUUCUUAAAACGUCUUCUGGUUUC